Rhinocladiella mackenziei CBS 650.93 is the source of this 822-nucleotide messenger RNA. RefSeq lists its product as uncharacterized. Bases 1 to 822 code for a protein of 273 amino acids. Gene Ontology annotation, biological process: regulation of lipid metabolic process. Lineage: Eukaryota; Fungi; Ascomycota; Eurotiomycetes; Chaetothyriales; Herpotrichiellaceae. The transcript has 2 exons. The record is from RefSeq and is a predicted model, not a curated record. Gene Ontology annotation, cellular component: mitochondrion.
AUGUCUCUCGCUCUCAAGUUCACUUCGCUGGCCAUCCGCACCCUCUCCAAACCUAUAGCUAAUCUCAUAAAACGACAAGCCCGUGAACAUGAAGGCUUUCGCCGAACUUGCAUUUCCUUCGCCCAGACCCUCCACCGAAUUGACAUGCGAUGGCGGAUAGGUCUUCUACAAGAUGCCGCAGCUGUGGAAAGACAAGUUGCAAAAGAGGCUGCUGCUGAAGCCGCCAAAAAGCACAAGCAUCCCAAUAUCCCCACGGUCAAAACAGAAGCCCAAAUGAAAGCGGAAAUGGAAGAAGCAGCGAAAGCCGCCAAAGAGGCGUCCGAACCUCCAAAGCCCCGUCCGAAGCCCAAGAUCAGACCCCUUUCUGAAGCCAAAGCCAUCGAGACUGGUGCCAAUUUCAUCAGCGAAACUUUCCUCUUCAGUGUCGCUGCGGGCUUGAUAUUGUUCGAACAAUGGCGAUCUCGUCGCAAAGAAACCAAUCGCAGGGAUGAUGUGGCGGAGAGACUGAAUGACUUGGAAGAGUCGGAGAAGGCUGCACGAAGGGCACUGGUGGAACUGGAGAGGGAAGUUUUACGCUUACGGGCAAAAGAAAAGAACGGGAAACAGAACCCUGCCGUGCGAAUACUACCGAAGGAGAUAUAUGAGGAAGACAAAGAGGAGGAAAAAGAGGAGAAACCGAGCGGUUGGUUCUCCCGUAUUACCUCUUUGGUGUCACGAGAUAAGGGCGAUGAGGACGCUAAAGAGGCGCUGGAGAAGAAUAAGCCAGGCCCGGCAGAAAAGAUUCUGGCCGAGUCUGAAAAGGCUCGAGGUGAAAAAGCAUAA